UCAGAAGUGGGAUCUGGGAUUGCCAGGUCCACGGGCUAAACGCCUGGGGCCCGAAACCCAGAUUCCAGGGCGCCCCUAUUCGACCUCCGCCCGACGUCCAUGACCAUUCUCCUCAUCGCCAUCUUUGCAGCCAUCACCGACCUACUGAUCUUCCGACCCACACCUUUUUGGGUCUUUCCACCAUCAACUCCUCUUCUUCUGACUCCCCCAACUCAACCAGACCCGGCAGAUGAUCCUCCCCCGUACCGGACGGCAAAAAACCCACUCACCCCUCCUUCUACACCAUCCGACUCCUCCCCUCCUCCGGAAUCUCCUACCCCUCCCAUUUCUUCUGACUCAGACCACCCCACCCUAUGCCCCGCCUCCCUUCCUUCGCCUCCUGGCCUUUGUGCCUCACCUGACUCUCUUCAAUAAAGAUCUCCUGCCGGACCUCUCAUUGCGUGAGUGACCUGAUUGGGAGGGGGCACCUGAAGGGACAUGCGUGACCCCUUUCAGUGGGUGUCCCCUGAGAUAAGAAAGUGAUUAAAAAAAAAGUGAUUAAGACAAAGUUUGAUAACAGGAGUGGUGCCAUUACUGUGACUAUUACCUGAUCAUAUGGUUUAGAAGCCUUUGGAACUGGUUUGUGAGGAGUUGGAAACAUUCAGAAAUGCCAGCUGGAGAAGCAGAACUAGGAAUGCUGUAAACAUAGCUUGAAGGGUUAUUCUGGUCAGAACUCAGAAGACCAGAAUGCUAAUAAAAAUGCAGAUGGUAAAAACCAGAUUAAGGAGGUUCCCGUUUGGAAAAAGGACUCCAUUUACAGGUGAACUCCAGGCCAUGUGUUUUAUGGUAUGGCAGAAAAUUUGUGUGCACUUUGCUCAUGUCUUGACU
This is a messenger RNA of Fukomys damarensis (Damara mole-rat), 867 nucleotides long. Its product is annotated as proline-rich receptor-like protein kinase PERK8. The transcript has 2 exons. NCBI's taxonomy places the organism in Eukaryota, Metazoa, Chordata, Mammalia, Rodentia, Bathyergidae. Bases 100 to 414 code for a protein of 104 amino acids. The record is from RefSeq and is a predicted model, not a curated record.